Messenger RNA from Ahaetulla prasina, 2194 nucleotides. RefSeq names its product zinc finger protein 497-like. Bases 583 to 1401 code for a protein of 272 amino acids. The transcript has 3 exons. Gene Ontology annotation, molecular function: DNA-binding transcription factor activity; RNA polymerase II cis-regulatory region sequence-specific DNA binding. The record is from RefSeq and is a predicted model, not a curated record. Gene Ontology annotation, biological process: regulation of transcription by RNA polymerase II. Lineage: Eukaryota; Metazoa; Chordata; Lepidosauria; Squamata; Colubridae.
AGGUGCUCGCUAAGAAAGGAUUUUUUUGAAAUGACCAUCCGAUCAUUAGUAUUACUUAUACAGUAUUAACACGCUCUGAUCUUAAGGAGUUAGACAUUCUGCUCCUCCUCCCCACCUGAGAAGAACUCUGUUCCAACUGCCAGUUGCCUCACAUUCCGUUACCUCAGUUCAAACCAGCAGACGUUCCACUCCUUUGCUCAGAAGCGGUCUGGGGCUCCUUACAGUACUAAACAUCGGUAUCCCACCAAAAUGUCUACGCCUUCCACCUAUGGAACUGCUUCCGGACUCAAGAUGGCGGGAGAGAUAUUCCCUUACGAGUUUCAAUCACCGACCACCACUGAGCCAACAGAUUGUGAACCGAAUUUCUCCUGCAUAGUAUUCCAGCCCCAACUCACUUCAUACACAGACCCCCUCAAUCCAGACACAUCUGUUCCAUCUACUGUAACACCAGUGAAAGAGGGGAAAAAAGAGGGGGGAAAACGCAGGAAAAGAUUUACAGAUGCAAUUAGGAAAACACAAGUAAGGGAAGCUGCAAAAAAGUAUCGUCAAAGUCAUCCCGAAGUCAAUAGGCUGUAAAAAAGUAUGCAUCUAAUAACCGCUACGUUAAAUAUGAACCGCAGAAUGAUUGCUCCAGGGAAAAUGAUGUUGAUAUCAGACCAGUUUCCCUGUGCCUGGUGCCGUGCCCUGAAGUGGCAGGAUGAGACUCCCGGGAUGUGCUGCAGUGGCGGUAUUUCAGCCAUGCAGGAGGAGGAGGAGGAAUCGGAAGCAACCUCGGUAUCUUCUGGAGACAGUAGCCCCGCGACCCCAUCUGCCAAUGGCUAUCCAGGUCCCCAGAGCAAAGAACCCAAACUGGCCAUCGCUAUGGAACAGGUGGAUGAUGUUGGAGACGGAGGGCAGGAUCGCCUCAGCUCUUCCCAGGCUCCUAGCCCCGAAUGGCACGAAUGCCCUGAAUGUGGGCGUGGCUUUGGCACAUCUCGGGCCCUGAAGGUGCACCGUAGCUACCACGUGGGGCGCAAAAGGCCGCACAGUGGUGGUUCCUCUUCAACCAAGCCACCCGCACCUCCACUGACCUUGCCGGGAAAUCCUGACAGCCAGGAAGGGCGGACGGCCCUGACCUCCGGCCGGGGCAGAGCUUUCCACUACAUCUGUGCUGAGUGUGGCGUGGGCUUUACCUCUCCUGCCACGCUGGAGGGCCAUCGCUGCGAACACAGCUGGCGCCGAAGCCCUCCAGCCCCUCCUCGUAAUAAGCUUGCUCCAUCUCCUGCGCCCAGAGAGGCUAACGGGGAUCAGGGCACAGAUGGGGCUGAUGGACCAUACCACUGCACCGAGUGCCCAGGCGAAUUUGGCUUGGUAUCCGAACUUCAUGAGCACUACAUGCUCCAUGCUCGCGGAGAGCUGUAGAUCACUCUUCAGCCCUUCCCCCCUCCCCCCCUCCCAGCCCACUUCCAUUUCCCUGUUGUCAUAGGCGGCCCCUCUGCUAAAGGAUCUGUCCUGCUAGGAUACUCAAAAAGCGAAACCUCCUUUAUCUUUAGUUCCUUUAAAAAAAAAAAAGACAAGACACAUUUCUAUAUUUCUGAAAUGAAUUUAGCUUUGGAACGAGAGAGACAGACGUGACCUUGGGAGCGAUCGCUUUGGUAUCCCGCCUCCCUGGCGGUGAGUGCAGUGACUUAAAAGCCCAUCUGCAGGAAGUGAAGUCCCCGCCCCCUUCAGUGAUCUGCAUCUCACGGUCCCUAAAAUAUUUUAACACCCCCCCCCCCGCCCAACAGGACAUCCGGUUCAUGAACUUUCAUUAAAAGUAACACUAGCAGGAUUGCGCUCUGCAGGUCCGUUUCGUUAACAAGAACCAGGAUUUUCUUCAGCCAGACCCAUCCCAAAUGGGGAGAUGGUGUGCCCCCCCCCCCGAGUGAUAGAAAGCAAUGAAUUGGAAUCGCUUUGUCCUCGUGUGCGGAGAUCCUGCUUUCCCAGACAGUUCCUUCUCAAGUCAGGGUCCCGUUUUCAUUGUCAUCAUGUUGGCACCUGGGCGGCCCAUGCCGAAGUACAGAAGCUGUGUUCCGUUUGUGCGUGUGCGUGUUUGGCUUUUUAAGGAAGCAGCUCCUGGGAAUGGCACCCGAUCUGCCCCUAACUCACGAAUUCUAACAAUAUCUCUUCACGGUAAUUGGGAGAGAAUGGUUUAAUAAAAACGAUUCUGUAUGUA